Varroa destructor (honeybee mite) is the source of this 5775-nucleotide messenger RNA. RefSeq names its product segment polarity protein dishevelled-like. Gene Ontology annotation, biological process: canonical Wnt signaling pathway; intracellular signal transduction. Gene Ontology annotation, molecular function: frizzled binding. The record is from RefSeq and is a predicted model, not a curated record. Gene Ontology annotation, cellular component: cytosol. NCBI's taxonomy places the organism in Eukaryota, Metazoa, Arthropoda, Arachnida, Mesostigmata, Varroidae.
CAGCAGAACUCGGUCUAUGUCAUGGAGCUCCGAAGCUAGAGAGAGUGAAGGAGACGAAGAUCUUUUCCGAUCAAAAAGUGACAUUGCCGCCAGUCUCGUAAACUAAACGCUAUUUGCUACUUUUUAUAAUAAUCGAGCUGCUGCUUCUGAAAAUAUCUACCAAUACUUGAAAUCUCCGGGCUUCAAAUAGCGGGUCAUGCCGAUUCGCUCGAUACUCGCAGCACACAGCAGCCACUACCUGGACUUCUUAUGUGCAAGCAGGGUCGGAUACCGCAGUAAUUUCGUCUGCUAAACACGUCUCUCCCGAAAUGAUCCUCGGUCUCCUGCUGUCUUGCGCUAGUAGUACGGGCUUGGUCGUUUUGUUGUAUGGGGUCACUGGUGCUUUGGUGCUCCAGCUAUUUCUAUCUCGGCUCCUGCUAGUACGAAAAUAAAAGUGCAAGUGUUGUGUACACGGUGCUCCUAUGAGGCUGAGUACCGGUGCUGCUAAUCGUUGUAGCAAGCUGCUGUGCCCCGUGUCGUGUGCUGGAUACAGUACAUACGACAUCAGAUUCUAUUAGUAGCCAGCCUUACGUUGGCUAGCAGUGUUACAGAGUGCAUGUGAGUGCUACGUGUCGCCGAUCGGUAGAUUGUCAACAGUGGCUUUCGGUUCCGCUUGCUUCCACAGUUGCGAUUACGACAUUUCGUGUAUACGUAUAUCUGUUCUACGAAUAUUAGGAGUCCUGUUAUGCUCCGUUGUGUUGUCAGAGAUUGCUGGCUCAAGAAGCUGGCGAAGUCAGAUCGGAGUUAUGAUUUGACGCUACGGACCGUAGUGGAGGGCGGUACUUCAUAGAGUUCGUACAUCUUGUAGCAAUAACAGUAGUAUAACACUGGUGCGGGUAGCCCCUGCCUACUUGUCUGCAUGCCGAUUUUGAGUAAGUAAAAUGAAUUUAUCUAGAGCCUAGCUUGAGCAUACCUAAGCUUUGCUCCCGCCUGGCCGGGCUGUGCUCUAGCUACCAACAAGGCAUGCGUAAUUUGCUAGCCGAAUAGUUUUGGCUAACAUUUAUAUCGGGAGGACUCCAGUUGGAAAUAGUAGCUCUAGGAACUCUGGCCAAAUCUUGUCAUUGUCCAGCUCCAAAAUGAUGGCCCAAAACGAAAGCGAAACCAAAAUCUUCUUUUACGUUGACGAUGAGGAGACGCCUUAUCUUGUGAAAGUACCGGUACCGCUAGCUCAGGUGACACUACAGGAUUUCAAAGGCGCCUUACAACGCACCAACUUUAAGUUCUUUUUCAAGUCGCUCGACGCUGAUUUCGGCGUGGUGAAGGAGGAAAUCGUCGAGGAUUCAGCCGUCCUGCCAGCAUUCAAGGGUCGCGUCGUUUCGUGGCUUGUGUCAAGAGACGGAAGCAAUGCAUCCGACAGCGCCUCACAGGUGACAGCAUCGACUGGCGCGACGGACGCCAACGGAGCCGCAAUCGGAGAGGGUCGCUACUACAGACGUCAAAAAGAGCAUCACAGAUCAAAUCAGUUACCGCCUCACAAAGACAGAGCGUUAGACCAGAGGAAGUAUGACUAUGACUCAUCCUCGGUAAUGACUUCCGAUGUGGAAUCUUCAACGGUGCUCGACUCUGAUGACGAUUCGGAUCUCACCUCUCGGAUGAGUACAACGACCGACGAAAGCAGUGUUUCAAGACUCUAUCAUAGUCGACAGCAGCAACUCCGACGACGACGGAGGAAGAAGCUCACCCUGAUGAGUGGAGCGGCGAGCAGUACCAUGUCGAGUAUUACGGAUAGUAGUGUGUCUUUAAAUAUUAUCACAGUUACAUUGAAUUUAGAUUCCGUCAACUUUCUUGGUAUCAGUAUAGUCGGGCAGUCUAAUCGCGGAGGAGAUGGUGGAAUCUAUGUAGGGUCAAUCAUGAAAGGAGGUGCGGUAGCUGAAGAUGGUCGCAUCGAGCCGGGGGAUAUGAUCUUGCAGGUAAAUGACAUCAGCUUCGACCAAAUGUCCAAUGACCAUGCCGUCAAGGUACUUCGUGACGCCGUACAGAAGCCCGGCCCAAUUAAACUGGUGGUGGCUAAAUGUUGGGAACCUAACCCAAAAGGCUAUUUCACUAUACCACGAACGGAACAGGUCCGACCAAUCGAUCCUGGUGCUUGGGUUGCACACACGGAGGCCGCUUUAGGCUGUACCCCUCAGUUCCUCGGGCCUGGUCAGGGUGCCUGCGGAGAGUUACCUCCACCAUUGCGUCCACCAUCGGUAUCAACUAUUACCUCAUCAUCGCUAGGCACCGAGCACGACUCAAAUCCCCUACUUUCACUUAGUGUAGACGAUACGCCAAAUAGGCAUAUCACCGAGGCGAUGGCGUCUCCAGAUUCGGGUUUGGAUGUGCGAGACCGUAUGUGGCUUAAAAUUACGAUUCGAAACGCGUUUCUUGGCAGCGAUUGUGUCGACUGGCUGCUCCAUCACGUGACCGGUUUUCGUGAUAGGAAGGAUGCAAAAAAGAAGGCGACUAGAUUGCUCAAAGAGGGCCUUAUCAAGCAUACAGUGAACAAGAGUAGCUUUAGUGAACAGUGCUACUACGUCUUCAGUGAUGAUAUAGUUAAACGUAUUAACGAUAUGCGACUGGAUACUGGUGUUGGGGUUGAGUUAUCUGCGCCGACGGGCUGGACUAUUCCGACGGCGAUGCCGCCUUACACAGGCCAGUACACGCCACAGCCGUUCCUCACGCAUCCAGCUCCUCCACCCGCUCAUAACUUAACUCCUACGUACGCCCAACCGACGCUUCCCACGGCUUACGCCAACGAAGCCAGUUACGUUAAUUUCGGCAGAGAGGGAAGCGUGAACAGUAGUGCGGGAUCAGGGGGUAGUGGAGGUGCAACCAACGGUCAGUUACUACCCGCAUUGCCAAAGCCCGCCGUUGCAGUAGCUGUACCGCUGGCUGUGGGUGGCCGAUCCUCUUCGGCAAGUUCGACGAGCUCUUCCUCAUCGGAGCACGACUCUCAAUCGCUUCUGGCUGCCCCUACAUCAGCCAUAGCUCAGGCGAACGCAGCAUCGACAACAACUGCUGGUCAAUCGGUGCUCCGGCCAGGAGCUACGGGCGGAGUCCUUGUCACCGCUCCGCAGAAAAGCGCAAGCAAAAACGACCUGCUGGAAGAAGAAGACGAUGAGCUGGACGACGAAGAGGAUGAUAUCUAUGAAUAUACAGAUAAGGGCGUCGUAUAACGGUUGUCAUCCGCUCAUUGUUGGGAAAACUAUACGCCAUUCGUGUAUUGCCACUACUUUUUGCGAAUUCAGCGAAGCAUGAAUAAACGUUAGAGGGAAUGCAUCUGUUGAAUUUAAUGAGGAACCCAUUAGGCCAGAGACGAAGAUCACAGGAUAAACAAAAUCAAGUGUGUUAUCAAUUACACGCCCCUGCUAAGGGGAAGCGACAGUUUUGGGUGCUGUAGACUAGAUCAUGCCAUAAUCGCACAUGUUUCUAUGUUCUACUAAUGCUCCUUAAGCCACGACCAUUAAUAGACUCAACGCUGCUCCAGCGUAUGCUUCGUUUCAAAUUUUCCAAGGCUCUGGCAUACCUAUGUAUUAUACCUUGUUAUCUAUAGGCUUCAAGGAUUUAUGUUUAAAAUUAAAUGUUUGCAGCACGUCCUAAAGUGAACCUCUCGUUAAAGUGAUUGAUGUGUGUUUGUAUAAUACUACGCUUCUUCGUAGAACCUGUUCAGCUUUAGGAUCACAUCGGUUUUUAUCUAUACGAACCAGAGUAUAAAGCGUAUAACUAUGCUCGAAAAUUUGUCAAAAUCAACUGGUGCUACACAACUUGAUUGUAACUAAUAGGGUGAUUAAAAUGAGUGGAUGGCUCUGAGAUUUGCUUACAUGGAAAAGAAAGGAUUGUUUGAAUCAUUUUUUACUGUUCACUGUUUGCUCCAGAUUGGCGGUAUCACUAACCUAAAGUAUUAGUACAUUACCUGUCGAAGCUUUAGGUCAAGCUAACAAAAAAGCAGAUCCCUGUAGAAAGCUCAAAGAAAAAUUACUGGAACAAAGCAAGAACAAAGGAAAAUUUUGACACAUUUAGCUGGGCCAUAUUGGAUAGCUGGGUCGUUGUUUGCUGGUUUUUGAGGUCUACAUAGAGAAUAUGGUAUUUCGUUCCUUGGAGCAGAAACUUACGUCACUUAGAGUCUCAUUGUACCGUACCAUAUUUGGUUUGAACUAACUGAAAAAGACAAACUUAUUUGAAAAAGAAUAAACCUAAGGGGCCUACGCGAUGAACGAAUAUGCAGAAUUUCGAUAGAUGAAACAUUCUGCCUAUGCUGCAUACAUGAUGCAAUACGUGGCGAGGAAGCUUGAGAACAACAACGAUUGCGUAGAUUUACAGUAUAUAUAGAUGUACUAAUAAAUCAUAAUAAUAGGAAAAGUAUAAGUACACGAUAUAUAUAAUGAUGAUUACACGCAUAAGCAUUCUAGUGCAUAUAUAGCAAUAGAAAGGUAUCAAUGGUACAUAUAGAAAUGAAAAACUAUGGUAUAUAAUAUUAUUGGAAUGAUUAUAUUUAUAUUAUCAGUAUAAUAAUGCUAAUAAAAAGAAUGACUAAUAAGCCAAUGUACAGAAUCGAUGGAUGAGGAGAGGUAAAAAAACAAAUGAAAGGUAAAAAACGAAAAUGCAGGGCUAACCAGAGGUCAAUACAAUCACGAUAUGAUGGGCCAGCGUGUAGAUACUGUGUAAAAACUGGUGGCUUUAUUAAUUUGCACCGAAUAGCUUUGAACACAAAAGGUCCAUGCAAUCAAACGGAAGCACACGAAAAAAAAAUUUCUCGAAUUGAAUUGCUUGUGACGCCUUUUCAUUUGCAUGUGACAUGUGACUUUGAAACGGUCACUUGACAUAUGAAAAGUCGUUUGUGAAUUGAUGCAAACAUUGGUAACAGGUUCCAAAGAACACGAGCUCAUCUAGAUUAAUGAGGCUUUAACCACCUGAGAAGGAAACUACGGUGUAGCUUUGUAAUGAACAAUCAUUGAUGGGUCACUACAGCAGCAAUGUUAUUUAAGAAAGCGGGGAAUUCGACAGCACCGAUACGGUCGUAUUUGGCUUUGUUGUCAGCCAAAUUGCUUGUCGACUCAUAUAGAGAAAUGGUAAUAUAUUUAUUCUGGCUGGCCCUGUUAACCUAAUGAGAAAUUAACCAAUUUAUGACUUACAUAACUAGAUGUGGCCUACAGAAAUAAAAAUGGACUUCCACUAAUAUGUGUUCUGUUUAGUAACAGACGCAAUCUCAAAUACGGUUUGCGGGCUUUAUAGUUGUACUCUCUGAAGGCACUGCCUACUUAUCAGUGCCAUCAGGUACUUUCUGUAGGAUAGAACCAUCAUUGCAAAGAAUCCAUGUGUUUAUAAAAGCCGGCAGUAGAUUGUCGGGUAGUAAGUUUACGCUACAUUCAAACUAAGAGGGUGAAGGGGAAAUUGUCCAAUUAAGCAGGUUCUUUCUCAUGAUACGAAACACUAUACUUGUUUAUGUAAAAUAUUAGAAAAGCAAUGCUGAUGGCGAGUUUAAUUCAGUUCAGCAUGUCAAUUAUUAUUUAUGCUCGCAGCAAUUGAAAACACUGGAUUCCAAACAAACCGAUAGACACAAACAUACAUGCAGACAAAACUUAAAAUUUUGGCGGGGAUUUUUAAACACGGAAGCAUCGAACAGCGAACAGAGGUAUAAUCAAAGGAGGCGAAGUAAACAAAGUGAGAGAGAGACUGUGAAGAAUCAUAAACUAAAGGACAAAGAAUUUUUAAAUAAAAAUAUAAAGAGACAGAAAAAAAUAAGAAGAUUUACAUUUA